UGAACCUUUCAAAUGUUUUCGCUUCCCGCCGGAAUAAUGCAGGUGUAUAAUUUAGAGUGACAGCUCGGUGUGAAGGGAUUUUUUGACUGUUCCGUAGGGAGUCAUUUUCAGUACAAACGUUUGGACAUGUUCGGGGUAGAUUAUGCAGCACGGAGCUCUGCUGGCUAACGUUAGUACCCGUGUCUGGGGGUCUACCGGGCCGGUCCGCUGCGCAGGUUUGGAGCGCGCGCCAUUUUGUGAAAAUUGACAUAUAAUCUUGGUGGAAAAGUCUUUUUUUUAAUAUAUAAAGACGUGUCGAUGAUACAUGAUGUAUGUACACGCGUAGUAUUUAUGUCGUUUAUAUAAGUCAUGUUUUUUUUUCUUAAAAAAAAAAGUGUUAUAACCUGUGCUCCAUCAUAAGCCAGGGAAACAUUUCUCACUUUUGAGCGGAAGCAGGAGCAACUAGCCUUUAGCGGGUUAGCUAGUCAUUGCUAGGUAACGAUACCUGGAUAGCAUUAAUUAGUGUACUAUAUACUGUAUACAGCAUUCGUCUGUCAGGCCUGUUUUUUUUUUUUUUUUUUAACAAGCAGCGUUUGAGGACAUUCGUUUGAGUUUGCAGUCUGCCGCCUGUCAGUUAGCUUGUUAGCCUCGCUCUGUGUGUGUGUGUGUGUAUCGGGGUGCCUCAGUCAGUGAACGCGUCGUAACAAACGUUACAGAAGCUGGAUCAUUGGCUUUACCUUUUCGGAUCUGGGCCUUUAAAUGAAGAUCAAAUCAUUAAAGGGGGAGAGACCUCAGCAUGCCAACCCUGGUCUGGCCGGCUUGCACGCUCUUUUUCUUUCAAUGCUGCUGGGUUUCACAUGGCUGCUCCGAUGCCUCAUUCACACCCGCAGCACAGUGACUGUCACCAGCAGAGUACAGAGCAGUCUGGCACUGUACUACCAUACAGUGACCAGACGCAAGCGCUCACUGCCAAUCAGAGGCACAUGCCCCAGUGUUUUCGUGAGCCAGCUUCAGCUCCCUUGAGGAAGCUCUCUGUUGACUUAAUCAAAACUUACAAACACAUUAAUGAGGUGUAUUAUGCAAAAAAGAAGCGACGGCAUCAACAGGGUCAUUGUGAAGACUCCAGCCAUAAGAAAGAGAAGAAAGUCUUCAAUGAUGGCUAUGAUGAUGACAAUUUUGACUACAUUGUCAAGAAUGGAGAGAAGUGGAUGGAUCGUUAUGAAAUCGACUCUUUAAUAGGAAAGGGUUCAUUUGGGCAGGUUGUUAAAGCUUAUGACCGUGCCGAGCAGGAAUGGGUAGCAAUCAAGAUUAUCAAGAACAAGAAGGCGUUUCUGAACCAAGCUCAGAUUGAAGUGCGGCUGCUGGAGCUCAUGAACAAACAUGAUACAGAAAUGAAAUAUUACAUAGUUCAUCUGAAGAGGCACUUCAUGUUCCGGAAUCACCUUUGCUUAGUGUUUGAAAUGUUGUCAUACAAUCUGUAUGAUUUGUUGCGAAACACAAACUUUAGAGGAGUUUCUUUAAACCUGACACGGAAAUUUGCUCAGCAGCUUUGCACAGCACUGCUGUUUCUUGCCACUCCUGAACUCGGCAUCAUCCACUGUGACCUCAAGCCAGAAAACAUCCUCCUAUGUAACCCCAAGAGAAGCGCUAUUAAAAUAGUGGACUUUGGAAGCUCUUGCCAGCUAGGACAAAGGAUAUAUCAGUAUAUCCAGAGUCGGUUCUACCGCUCCCCUGAAGUUCUAUUAGGAAUGCCAUAUGAUCUGGCAAUAGACAUGUGGUCUUUGGGGUGCAUACUGGUAGAGAUGCAUACAGGAGAGCCUCUGUUCAGUGGUGCCAAUGAGGUGGACCAAAUGAACAAAAUAGUUGAAGUUCUUGGCAUCCCACCCAGUCACAUUAUGGACCUAGCACCAAAAGCCAGAAAGUUUUUUGAAAAGUUGUCAGAUGGGACGUGGAGCAUCAAGAAGACCAAAGAUGGGAAAAGGUACAAACCCCCAGCUUCUCGGAAACUGCACACCAUUUUGGGGGUGGAAGCUGGUGGUCCCGGAGGUCGAAGGUCUGGCGAAUCUGGCCACGCAGUGGCUGACUACUUGAAGUUCAAGGACCUUGUGCUGAGAAUGCUGGACUACGACCCCAAGACUCGAAUCCAGCCCUACUAUGCGCUUCAGCACAGCUUCUUUAAGAAGACUGCUGAUGAGGGAACGAACACAAGCAGCAGUGUUUCAACAAGUCCUGCACUUGAGCAUUCGCAGUCCUCAGGGACCACUUCUAGUACAUCCUCAAGCUCAGGAGGAUCAUCUGGAACAAGCACCAGUGGCAGAGCGAGGUCUGAUCCCACUCACCAUCAUCGGCACAGUGGGGGGCACUUUAGCACAGCAAUGCCAAGCAUAGACUGUGAUAACCUCCGCCCUCAGAAAAGACAGCCUUACCAUCCCCCUGUACUAUGGACUGAUGGUGUUGGCCCAGAGGUUGUCACGGUAGAGACGCAUCCAGUGCAGGAGACCACCUUUCAUGUGCCUCCUCAGCAUCCUAAAGCAUUACAUCCUCAUCAUCAUCAUCACCACCACCACCACCAACACGGACAGGUCAUAACAGCAUUUCCCCGGUCACGGCUCUACAACUCGCCCACCAACAGCACCUUCACACAGGACUCCAUGGAGGUUGGGCAUGGCCAUUUGUCCAUGACAUCUCUGUCUUCCUCUGCCUCCUCUUCCUCCACCUCUUCCUCUUCCACAGGAAACCAUGGCCACCAGGUGUACCAGUUCCGCCAGGGGCCCACCACGGCCCUGGACUUCAGCCGAAUCGGAAGCAUGGGUUUGGGUGCCUUCUCAAAUCCCCGUCAAGAAACUGGCAUCGCUGGACAUCCAACGUACUCGGUUCCCUCCAACACGGGACCCGGGCAAUUCAUAACAGAGGGACAUUUGGGAAUGAGACAAGGCAUUGAUAGAGAUGAGUCUCCGAUGACUGGAGUCUGCGUUCAGCCGAGCUCCAUGGCUAGUUCGUGACUAAUCUGGAAAUGUUUUGUUUUUUUCUGUUUGUGGUUAUUAUGAAAUUUUUUUUUCUAGGUGAUAUUUUCCUUUUCUCCUAUUUUUAAAUGGUGCAUAGAGAACAAAAAGCUGCUCACUUUUUAGGGGAGAUAUCACUGAAACGCUACAACUGAAGAAUAUUUAAAGUAUAUGUAUUUCAGAUCUCUCUUUUCCACUUAACAGACACAUUCGUAAUACUGCAAAAUGACCAUCAUAAAAUUGCAUCUGCCAGUUCACUCACUACACAUAGUACGCAUGUCCCACUCGUGGUUCGUUAAUUUUUUUUAAAUCGGUUUUUAGUAUUUCACAGCCAAGAACUGCCACACAGCUAUCUACAUGUAAAGCAAUGCAAAAAAACGCAUCCUUUUAAGUUCCAACAGUGAAACAUUUAGCAUUUUGUUUUCUUGAUAAUUUAUUUACCCAUUAUUUGAAAGGAGUUCUCAAAGGAGCUGUGUGUUUAAAAACCUGUAGUGUGUGCAGGAAGAAGUACUCUCAGUGGUCUUUGGUGUUGUCUGUAUUGUGUAACUGUGAGAAGCGUGUGCUCAGACUGUGGAAGCAGAAUGAGCUGCAGUAAUGUUCAGGCUGAGCCAUGUCUCACCAUGUGUUCCAGUUAUGGAGAAGAUGCACUGAAUGGGGUCAGAUACAGAUUAAGGGUUGUGUUGUUCAGAACCCUGUUGGCCUUACGAUUUUUGAACAUUUGAUCGAAAAGUACAUAGACAAUACUGUUCAGAUAAAGACACCUUUCCUCUUAUUUUAACAUAAAUGAUCAUUAUUUGGAGGAAUGCUGAGUAGAGUAAAAAGUAAUCAAGAGGUUAUUAAGAGGCCUUUAUUUAACAAAGGGACUUAAGGGACUCAUAAUUACAGGGUCAAGUGUUUUAAUCGUGACUUCCUAUAAUUUUUCUUUUUAUCAAAAAUUUCACAAAAAUUUGUCUACCCUAUAAGAGAUGCUUGAUUUUUAUUUAUUUGUUCCUUUUCCUUUUGAUUGUACACUUUCCAUUGAACACUGUUUACUUAAAUUAGCAUAUUCACAUUUUAGUACAGAAAUCUUCACUGAAAUUUGUGACUGCCUUUCUCCCCUCUUGAAUUAUGCUGUGAACUUUACACAUUUUUUUAAAUACCAAAGUAAUUGGGUUUUUUUAUGGUUCUGUAACCAAUAAUGUAGCAGUUCACCACUCCAACACAGUGUUUUAUUAAAUGAUCAGUUUUGUCCAUACCAAAAGUCUAUCAACUACUUUUGUAAAAAAAAAAAAAAAAAAAAGAGAGAAGAAAAAAAAAAGAAAUAGAAAUUGUGCAGAGCUUGGUUGAAUUGUUGUUUGGUUACACAUCAAAAUCCUGUUCUUUUCUUUUCAUUUUGGUUUCUAAACAUCAAGCAGUUGGGACAUAACUUGGCACAACACUGCUGCUCUGCAGGCUACGGAGUAGCUGUAAAAGAUUACAAGGAUGGGGGGGGGAGUUUAAAUUGUCUGUUGGUGGGUGAUGCUACGUUUUUCUACUUACUUUGGAUGAUAUGAUGAUUUUUAUCAAAGUACUAUACUUCAGCUAAAAUAUUCAGGCAGUCUACUGUAGCUACUAUGAAUACAAGUUGAGUUUGUCAAACAUUUUGUUUGGUGCUUGUUUCCCCAUACACUUGUUUGACCAGAGUCUAAAUAUGGCAUUGAGGGCACAUGGGCAUAUGCAUGUUUCUGAGAGAUUCAAUGUUUUCAAAAUCACUUUGCAGUUAAAGAAGCAAUUGGCAAUUGUUAAUUAAUUGCAUAAGCAAUCUCAUCCACGAUUUCUAGUAGAACAGGUUGUGAAGUGUUCUCCACCCAUGCUCACACUUACUUGCUGCACUGGGUAUUAACCAAGACCAAUUCCAUGCAUAUUACCAAUGAAUCUUUAGUGUCCUGCUGCCAAGUCAGGUAACAGGACGCUGUUGUACCUGAAAGUGGUGUUUAUUUUGCAGACGGCAUCUUUACCCUCUUACAAAACAAAUGAUGUUUGAUAUAUUUACAUAUUCUGAAAAGAGUAAUGGGGAUGAAAAAUGGUUCAUAUAAAUGUUAAAUGGCUUUUAAAAAAAUAGUUUUUAUAAAUGGCCCCAUUUGAGUGGGGAACACAGCAGUUUGCUGAGCUCAAAACAUUCCAAAAUAAACCUGGAAAAAACUGAA
Molecule: messenger RNA, 5146 nt
Organism: Clarias gariepinus (North African catfish)
Lineage: Eukaryota; Metazoa; Chordata; Actinopteri; Siluriformes; Clariidae
Gene: dyrk1ab
Product: dual-specificity tyrosine-(Y)-phosphorylation regulated kinase 1A, b
Exons: 11
Coding region: 837-2981 (714 amino acids)
Biological process (GO): peptidyl-serine phosphorylation; peptidyl-threonine phosphorylation; protein autophosphorylation
Cellular component (GO): nucleus
Molecular function (GO): transcription coactivator activity; protein serine/threonine/tyrosine kinase activity; ATP binding
Source: RefSeq, a predicted model, not a curated record